UAGUUUUUUGUUGCUAACUUGUUAGCUUUCCGCUCUGCUCAGUGUGACCUGCUGUGUCCUCCAACAUCUAGAGAUCUGACAGCCGGGCAGCUAAGGACAAGAACACCAGAAACCAUGGUUUUCGAGGAGAAGAUGAUCCUGAACGGAGAGCCCGAUGAUGAGGAGGAAGAAGAAGAGGAGGAGGAAGACCUGGUGGAUCCCCUCGAAUCGAUGCGACAGAAGUGUGAAGAGACGGAGCACUGCGUUCACACUCGGGAGCGUCUGGAGAAUUGUGAGACCCGAGUUGGCUCCCGGUCUGCGACGACAGAGGAGUGUACUGAGGAGCUGUUUGACUUCCUGCAUGCACGGGACCACUGUGUGUCACACAAACUGUUUCAUUCAGUCAAAUGAAGUCCUCCAUGACCGCUGCAGCUCUGGCUGAUGACAUUCUUCAAAUAUUGUACUAUGAGGAAAACAUGGUUUUAAAUGCAUCCAUAUGUGGAUCUGCUGUAUGUUGUAACUUUAAAUGUAUACUAUACUGUAUCUGCUUGUGUGAAGAAACCUAAAUAUUUAACAAGGUAACCUGAGUCAACAUUUCAUUAAAGUGGAUGGCUUGAAAACCUGA
This is a messenger RNA of Sebastes umbrosus (honeycomb rockfish), 604 nucleotides long. It is a transcript of the gene uqcrh, whose product is annotated as cytochrome b-c1 complex subunit 6, mitochondrial. NCBI's taxonomy places the organism in Eukaryota, Metazoa, Chordata, Actinopteri, Perciformes, Sebastidae. Gene Ontology annotation, biological process: mitochondrial electron transport, ubiquinol to cytochrome c. The transcript has 4 exons. The record is from RefSeq and is a predicted model, not a curated record. Bases 115 to 390 code for a protein of 91 amino acids.